Molecule: messenger RNA, 1715 nt
Organism: Alosa sapidissima (American shad)
Lineage: Eukaryota; Metazoa; Chordata; Actinopteri; Clupeiformes; Clupeidae
Product: eukaryotic translation initiation factor 3 subunit A-like
Exons: 6
Coding region: 139-1635 (498 amino acids)
Source: RefSeq, a predicted model, not a curated record
GCAACCUCCCAGGUGAAAUCCAGUGCAGAGGACACAACACACAAACAGACCGAUUGAGGAAAGAUAGCAUAGAGAGUUGUUCUGCCAUAUCCUAUAGCGAAUUCACAUUUUGUCCAAUCAAGAGGUUACGUCUUCACUAUGACCCAUGUGAACAGUGAUUCACCAGCAGCCAAAGGAAAAGCAACCUCUCAGGUGAAAUCCAGUGCAGAGGACUUCGGUGGGGACCUGACUGAGUUCACUUCCAAAUUCAUUUCUGCCGAGGAUCUGGAACGCAUGCAUCGUUCUUCAGAACCUCACAGACUUUUCACCCUUAGCUCACCAAGGCUUAAUUUGGACAUCAGGGCUGAGACUCUGAAGGUUAUGCGGGAUGCUGCAACAGGCCAAGAACAGGCUUUGAAGGUGGCCAUAGAAAGCAUGAGGAGAGAGAUGAAGCAAGUGAUGAGGAGCAGACAGGGGGAAAGAGAGAGGAAGUUAGCAGUCCUGCUGGAGGGUAGAGAGACGCGGGUCAUGGAAGUGGAGAAAUGGAGAAACGAGGGAAAAAAACAUCUCUCCCAUCAAAAAAGGGAAGAAGGAGAGUGUUUAAUGCUCAAAGACGCUAUUGCUCAGCUACCCAGGGUAAUACAUUGCCUGGACCGCAUGAGAAUGGUGGAGCUUGAGGAGUGGGUGAAGAAAGAGGAAGAAGAGGACAGCUUGGAGUGGGCAACGUGGAGGGAGCAAGUUUUACACUUGGACACCAUCACCAGGCAGCAGAGCAGAGACGCAGUGGCCAGAGUCGCUCAGCUCUGGAAUACAGCAGAAAAUGGAGGACGCCAGAACAUUAGUGCUGCAACACUGGCUCUGCCAUCCAAGCUCCCUCCUCUGCCAUCACAACUCCCUCCUCUGCUGUCCAAGCUCCCUCAUCUGCCAUCACAGCUCCCUCCUCUGCCAUCACAACUCCCUCCUCUGCUGUCCAAGCUCCCUCAUCUGCCAUCACAACUCCCUCCUCUGCUGUCCAAGCUCCCUCCUCUGCCAUCACAACUCCCUCCUCUGCUGUCCAAGCUCCCUCAUCUGCCAUCACAGCUCCCUCCUCUGCCAUCACAACUCCCUCCUCUACCAUCCAAGCUCCCUCCUCUGCCAUCACAACUCCCUUCUCUGCUGUCCAAGCUCCCUCAUCUGCCAUCACAACUCCCUCCUCUGCCAUCAAAACUAGCUCCUCUGCCAUCACAACUCCCUCCUCUGCCAUCAAAACUAGCUCCUCUGCCAUCAAAACUAGCUCCUCUGCCAUCCAAGCUCCCUCCUCUGCCAUCAAAACUAGCUCCUCUGCCAGCCAAGCUCCCCCAUUUGAAUCCACCCCUUCUGAGAGCAUUCUGCAACCCAGUUGCCCCUCUGCCUCCCAUCCAGUGCAGGAGAAAACAAGAGGACCUAGACCUAGAGAGUGUUUCAGAACAUUCCACACAGAGUGCUGUGGCAGAGCAUUUGAUGGUGAAUCUGGAUGCUGAUGGUCAAAGUCCAGAGGCUACCAGCACAUUGUCCUCUGAGUCCCUAGCAGCAGGUGACAGCGUGGUAGACCAGGAGAGGAAAAAGACGAGAAGCAUUAAAGAGAGGUUUUUUCAGUUCAUCAGGAAACUGAACUGCUGCAGUGCCAAAGAGGACUAGAAAGUCCCAUCAACCCACUUUGAUCAUUUGUAUUAGUUUAAUUUUCCUAGCCACCAUAAAUAAAUCAUAAUUGAAAUCCA